Messenger RNA from Tachysurus vachellii, 811 nucleotides. It is a transcript of the gene ifng1, whose product is annotated as interferon gamma 1. Gene Ontology annotation, biological process: immune response. NCBI's taxonomy places the organism in Eukaryota, Metazoa, Chordata, Actinopteri, Siluriformes, Bagridae. Bases 150 to 689 code for a protein of 179 amino acids. The transcript has 4 exons. Gene Ontology annotation, molecular function: type II interferon receptor binding. The record is from RefSeq and is a predicted model, not a curated record. Gene Ontology annotation, cellular component: extracellular region.
UUGCAGUGAGCACAGCGGUGUCUUCAGUCAAAGAGAACCGACAGGUGACCCGAAAAGACAACUUUGUAAUCGGCACUUAUCGGCACUUAAUCGGCACAGGAAUAUCUGUGGGAAUUUGGUGUCAGGCUGAAACUUCAAUAAGAAUACAAAUGAUGACUCUGUCCUGGAGAAUAUGUUUUGUCUUUUUUGGAAUGAUGGUGUACUCUGAGGCCUUGCUCCCAGAGAACAUCAAGGAGUCUAUUGAACAUCUGAAUAAUCACUAUGUAAGAAAAAAUCCCAACCCUGGCAAACUAUAUGAUGGACACUCCCUCUUUCUAGACAAGAUGAAGGACAAAACAUUUGAGGAGGGUGAACAGAAGAUCCUGAUGAUUAUAAUUCUCGAUGUAUACACCAGAAUUUUCAACCAGAUGGAGAAUGAGACUCAGGAUGAAAACUUGAAGCAUGACUUGCAAGAAGUUAAAGAACAAAUGAACAGACUGAAGGAACACUACUUCUCUGGGAAACAUGCUGUCAUCAAGAGUUAUGUAACUGAGCUGCUAGCUCUUAAGGAAAAUGACCCACGGAUCCAGAGCAAAGCGAUAUUUGAGCUGAAGACUGUCUACCACAAGGCAGCAGUCUUGGGGACCUCGUCAGUGGAUAACCACCGGAGACGACGUCAUGCUAAACACUCAAAAAAGCAACGUUCGUAGCCGGAAAAUUUAUUUCAUGGAAUGUUACCUACGAGGUGCUUUACGGUGUAGAUUUAUUUAUUCAAAAUGAGUAACUCAUUUUAUAUUUUUGUGAUACUGACAUAAUUUAUUAACACUGUAAA